This is a messenger RNA of Podospora bellae-mahoneyi, 1947 nucleotides long. RefSeq lists its product as uncharacterized. Lineage: Eukaryota; Fungi; Ascomycota; Sordariomycetes; Sordariales; Podosporaceae. The coding region runs from base 579 to 1517 and encodes 312 amino acids. The transcript has 3 exons. The record is from RefSeq and is a predicted model, not a curated record.
GAUCAUGAACCUUUUUGAUGACCAUCUCAGACGGUGAAGCCGUGAUUGGACAAGGAAAUAUGUCCGUUGGUGCGCGAGCUGCCUUUUCACAUCAAGCGCGUCUGCCGGCACUUUGUUCGAGGCGACCCCACGCUCACCACUGUUUUCCGGGGCCCUGCUAGCACGGCUACAGGGGACGGGAGUGGCUGUUCGCCUGUUUCUGCUCCCGUCCAUCUCCCAGCCCAACGGUCCUCAACUAGCCCAAGCAGGAGUCGCCUAAUCCCAAUCAUCACCAAACCCUCACUUUCCACUCUCGCCCAGGCCACCAGGUAUGCCAAAAUUUUGACAGCUACCACACCCGUCCUCCCGCUUUCACCGCCAAGCCAUUGACAACUACAUCAUUUUGUGGGGCUCAACCAUGCCAGGUACAUGCAUUUGAGCAUUUCCUCAGGGGGCCUCCCAGGACACAACUACCACUUUCCACAAUUUUUGAUAUGUUGUCUUGUGCGUGACUCGACGCUAGGACCAGUCAAAGGUACCCUCAGCGCCACCACCCUCACAGCCGCCAAAGAUGUCUGGUCCACGAAGCCGAUUCACGGAUGGCCAAGGCCGCUUCGGCAUGCCGUUUUAUCGAGAUGAGGCCUAAUCAAGCCAGAGAGAAGCUCUCCAGAGUCCGACAUGUCCCGUUUGGUUGUGGAGGCUCUGUUGGAAACAGAGCUAUAAAGAUGGACAAAUAUGCCAUACCGGACGAGAUAGAAUACUACAACAACCCGUACGAGGACGGUCAGGAGGGGUGGGACCAGGGGUACUCGGACCAGCAGUACUUGAACCAGCAGUACCCGGGUACUAACAUUCCCCGUACGACUUACAUCGACCAGACCGCCCUCACAUCUCUUGCCACCAACGCAGGACCUUCGUACCCAUAUCUCUCCACAGGUUCAGCUAGCCACGACGACCCAGGGUCCUACAUACCGCCUCACCCUGGUCUCGCCACUCAACCCUGGGAUAUGGGACCAUACCAAGUCUGGACAACAUCGUCUUUACCUCCCACUACUACUUAUACCAUGACAUCCGGCGCUUUCUCUGACCCCACUGCCACCGGCUUCCCGGACAUUGCUCCCCUCUCGGACAGCUUGCCUCCCAUCCCUGAGCAACAGCUCGUGGAGUACCCGAGCGGCUACGACUACUCCUACGGCCAAGCUCCUCCUCGAGAACCCAGCUCAUCCCCCUCCCAACUCAGAUGUGACAUCUGCAACGAGAACUUUGCAAAUCAAAAGAACUGGGACCGUCACCUCACCUCUGAGAAGCACCUCAGCAACGUCGGUGAGGACGACCCCGACGUCCCAAAGUACAGAUGCGCAUGCACCUACUCGGUAGCUCGGAAGGACAACUACCGCCGGCACCUCAAGCACUGCGCCUUUCGUAUCGACUUUGCCUAUGUCUGCACCUGUGGGGAGCCCACUCAGGACAAGGAGUAUCAUGAGCAGCAUAUCGACAAUUGCGGACGCAAGAGACAUAGGAGAGGGCACAAAUGGUAGAAUUUGGUUACCUACCUAUUCUAUGGAAUAAGAGGUGGCAGCUCUGGAGCGGUCGAUUUCAUUUUUGUUUUCGUUUCACGGGUUGGUCUCAAGAUUUUGGUCCCCACGGACUCGAGAACAUCAGUCGCUUCAGCAACAAUUUCCCUUUUCUUUUCGAUUACGGUACCUGCCAGCACACAACUUUUAUGAUGACUUACGACAUUUUUUUCUUUUUUUCUCUUUCGAGACGUAUUCAUUUUAUUUUUCAUUUGUUACACGAGAGUGCCCGGGCAUUUAUGAGUUGGAAAGGGGGGGAGGGGGGAGGGGGAAAAGAGCUGUUCGGCGAGCAAGGGACUAAUGAGGAGGAGGCAAAUGGUACCAUUUGAAUGUCUAUUAACAUGUUUUCCUUUUUUGUUUUCUUUCUCCAAUAAUUACAAUCGCUUUCCCACCC